Bactrocera oleae (olive fruit fly) is the source of this 5706-nucleotide messenger RNA. RefSeq names its product acid sphingomyelinase-like phosphodiesterase 3b. The record is from RefSeq and is a predicted model, not a curated record. Gene Ontology annotation, molecular function: phosphoric diester hydrolase activity. Lineage: Eukaryota; Metazoa; Arthropoda; Insecta; Diptera; Tephritidae.
CGGAGCUGAUACAAAAACCGAAACUCUCUGGUGCGAAGAAUAACAAGCGAUGCAUCUCAACGAGUACCACGAGCGUAAUAAUUUACCACAAGCUCGUCUCCUACACGCUUAUGGUGUGCGUAGAACCGACUUCGUUGUCGUCCUUAUCCUGUCGUAGUCUUUUUUAUUAAGCAGUCGACAUCGGGCGCAACAUCGACAACUUUUAUACAAAAUAACACGAAAGGUGAAAUGAAGAAAUCAGUUGAAAUCGCGACGUUUCAGCGUACGGAUGCGACCAUAAUUGUGGCGCGUGAACGAAGCGUGCUUAUUUCCUACAGAUAUAUAUCAUAGAAUUGCCGAUUAUAAAAUCCACUAGUGCGAAAUUUCGCAUGAUUCGGCUAAGCAGAUUGGCGAGUAGUGAUCUAAACUAAUUGUAUGUGAAAGUUGGCGAUAACGAAAUUAUUUUCAGUUUGUGAGUGCGUAUUUGGCAAUAAUUUUCGCAAACAUUGGCGGAAACGGAACUGCCUGCCAACCUCAAUCCAUUGCCGUGGUCCAAGAAUUAUUACCAUUUUGUUAGCUAGUGUCGGUGAAAGCACUCACGUUAUAAGCGGGAAUUUCCAUCUGCCGUUAUUGUGUGCGUCGCGUUUCGCUGUCGCUUUCGGUAAAUUCACGUUAAUGAUUCGUGGGUCGGUCGGACGACUGGUCGGUAUUUGCAUCGGUCAAGCCUUUUAAACGAUAUAUGACUUUCGGUGGCGAAAAGUCCACAAUGUUUGUAUGUAUAUGUGUACAUUUCAUCAGUUACUAGCAAAUUCGAGCACAAUUAUCAAAUAGCUGACCAAUUGUGCCAACCGCUCACUGAGUAUGGAUUUCGACCUUGCAGACUCACAUUCGUGGCUCAUUACUAAGAAGGUGUGGGUGAGUGCGGGAGAUCAAACCCUCAAACACCAGCUAUAUAAACGGACCACAAUAUGUUUGUGUCCGGUUCAAAUAAAUUAAAUCAACAUGCACAUAUACGCAAAUAAUACGAGAGAACAAAAUUCAACGACUAAAUCCGGUUUAGAGCCUGCAGCGCCACCGCUUUUAAGCAUCUGCCUUAAACUCAUUCAUAAACAUAAGCGCAUACGCCUGUGAGUUGACCUCAAUUGAAAAAUGUAUAACAUUAUUGUAGAGAUUAAAGUGCAAUUCGCCAGCGUUCAAUAAUAAAUCCCAACAUAUAGUGAAUAAAUAAUACGUCUAUAUAUUUAUAUAUGUGAACAUGUAUGCGUGUUUAAUUUAAUAUCAUAAAAAAUAGAAACGUUUACACUUCCGGUGCAAUUGCAGCAGACAAAGCUGACAAAUAGGUGAACAACAACAAGAAUAAAAUGGCUGCGAAAAUCUGCAUUUGGACAUAUUUGAGCGCGCUCCGCCUGACUCUCUUCGCUUUGCCGCUGCUUUUGGCAAACACAGAGGCGCGAAUCGGCUAUUUUUGGCACAUCACAGAUCUUCACUUGGACACAUUUUACUCAACGCAAGGCGAUGUUAUGCACAGUUGCUGGCGCAUCGACGGUCAAUCGCCAAGUAGUUCCAUUCGCUCACCUGGUCGUUUUGGCGAUUACUUUUGCGAUAGUCCUUGGAGUCUAAUUGAGUCGGCAGCGAAAGCGAUGAAGACUCGACAGGGCGACAAUGUCGAGUUCGUUCUGUGGACAGGCGAUGGCUUAUCACACUCGGCUCUGAAGGAGUCCGAUACGAAGAGGUUGGAGAUCCUGCGCAAUAUCACCGAUUUGCUGGGACGCACAUUCUCGUCGCAAUUCGUGUUUCCAGUGCUCGGCCAUGAGGACGGCACAACAAACUUUCGACACUUGGGCGAACUAUGGCGACAUUGGCUGCCAUCGGAAGCCUUGCAUACGUUCGAGAAAGGUGGCUACUACUCCAUUGAACAGACGAAAAGUCGCCUGCGCAUAAUUGCGUUGAACACGAAUUUCAUGCGGCAUGAUCACAAGACCCCGCCUAGUCAUCUGGCGGCGGUGCGGCAGCGCACUCCAAUAUCUGGAGGCAGCGGCGGUGAUUCCGAAUACAAGACCUACUACUAUCAUCACGGCUCAAUACACCAACACCACGGACAUUCAUCGAGCGACUGGAUGACUCAUGGCGGCGGCUACGGCGGUUACAGUGGCGGCCACCAUCGUGGCAUGAAUGCCAUACCAGCUUUGAGUGUGGGCGAAGGGGAGGGACGUGUCAGUGCGCUCUCCGAGUAUGAGACUCAGGAUGCUGAGAAACAAUGGCUCUGGCUGGAGGAGGAGCUUAUCAAGUCGAAAAAUAAUAAAGAAACGGUCUACAUUGUGGGACAUAUUCCACCUGGCUCAGAUGAACGCCACAUCGGUUUGCAGCAAAAUGGUCGCACCACAUUCACCGAAACAAAUAAUAAACGCUACCUGGAAUUGGUUCGAAAGUAUUCGUCAAUCAUCCAGGGACAAUUCUUCGGCCAUAUGCAUUCGGACUCUUUUCGGAUCAUAUACGACGACAAUGGAAAACCGGUUUCAUGGAUGAUGAUUUCACCGUCUGUAACGCCAAGGAAGCUGAAUGUAGGUUCAAAUAACCCGGCAAUGCGGCUCUACAAGUUCGAUACGGAUUCCGGCCAGGUUCUGGACUACACGCAGUACUUCAUGGACUUGCAAUUGGCGAAUCAGGUGGGCGAGCCCAACUGGCUUCCGGAGUACAACCUCACCCAUUACUACGCGCUCAGUGAUAUAUCGGCGAUUUCUUUGCACAAUUUUGUGGAUCGCUUUACAAGCGGCGACGGCACCUGGUUUGGCAAAUAUUCCCGCGCCAACACCGUCCGCUAUCAGACGGAUUCCUGCGAGGGCGUUUGCAUGUUGAACCAUUAUUGCGCCAUAACGCGUGUGGACUACAAAGAGUUUCGCCAAUGUCUGGAGAAGGAGCAGAGUGCGUUGCGUUCGCACGCUCCCGCUGCGCAUACGGCGCUCGCCGGCGCUUGCCCAGUUUUAGUGCUGAUGUGCGCAUUGCUGGCAUCCUGUUGUCGCCAGACUGCUGCGCUACUGCCGAAACUCAUUGCACGCAUGAGAGUGCAACAGCAACAAAAGCAGCAACAGCAGCAGCCUUUUGUUGAAAAGAAAAAGCGACAAAUUGAAUUUGCAGCGUUGGCGCUGGUCAUGACUACAGCUUCCAAAUACCGGACCGCAAUAUCAGCGAUGUUAUUAAACGGGAGAAUGGCAGCAUUUGCCUUGCUGCUUGGGAUAUUGUUGAUGCUGCAAUAUGCGUUGGAGCGCAACUACCGAGGCACGAGGACUUUUCCACCGCCGCCGAAGCAAGGCCAACUGAGUGCGAGAAUGGCUACAAAUAAAAUGGAAAAUUUUUACAUGCAACGGACAAUGUUGCAACUAAGGGCUGGUAGCAUGCGGCUGCGGGAGGGCCACGGAAGGUUGCCAUUGCAACAGCCAGCAACACUCUACUGCAACGGCGCUUGCUACUGUCGGUUUAAUAUUACCAUUGUGGCAACCAGCGACAUGAGAACCAAUGCUGUUGAUAACAAUGCAACACUGUGGCAACUGUGGCAACUGUGGCAUGCCGUGGCGCAAGAAAAUGCUACUGACAAUAACAAUGCCCGUCAUGCAAUAAUUCCAAUUUCAACCGUGCAACAGCGAUUGCCACAAUGCAACACCGUCAAUUACAGGUCACUAAGUCUGGAGCGGCAAUUUCUUUGUAUAUUUUUCUUCAUAAUAAGCUGCGUGAGGCCUCAAAGCAGCGGGCUUCGUGAACUACCAGGUGCUCUGUGCACCGCUACCACCGCCAACAUACCCAAUAAACUUCAUAACGCAAACGCACCCACUGAAAUGCUGCUCUCUGCUUCGUACUGCAAUCACUUUAGGCACCAACAAACACACCGGCGAUCGAGCCAGAGUCCCGCUUCACAUUAGUAACAUCCAGUAUUGCUUCAUAGCUUAGCUUUUUUUACCGAAAUUUAGUGUUUAUUAUUGCAACAAAUGAUAUUCAGAAACGCGUGUGAGGCAGAUGGAUGGAUGAGUGGAAAAGUUAAUAUAAUGCUCGAUCUUCUGAGUUCAUGAAAACCAGCAAAAUAUAUAAGCUGUUGUUUCUGUAAUAAUAAGGCUGUGCUGAAUUAAAAAGUAAUUAAAUUCUGCAGAAAAAUAAUUCCAGCUUGAGACUAACCGAAGAAAGCUGAAUCGCCUAUAUGUUCUAAUAUUCUAGCAGAGAUCAUUUAGACCUUCUUGGAGUCAUUUGCUGAUUCUAUUACAAAUCAAGCGAAGUGAAAGUUGGAAGCUACAUUUCUAACUAGUCUCUCUCAAGGCGCUGAAAAUCUCCACAAUAUUGUUGAAGGUCGUUAAAGCUUUCAUUCGUGGACGCUUACUUCACAUACUUAAUUCCAGAGUUGCCAACACAAUUCUCUUAAAGUAUUUUAUAGUUUGGCCAAAGCUUUCCUUGUAAAUCACUCUAUUGCACAACCGCUUCCAACCAAUACAGGGUUUUUAAGAAUGCCUCCAUCGUGAACCCAAGUACUUUGUUUGAUUUUGGAAACUCGCGCAAAUCCUAAUGCACCGUUAUUAAUGUAAUACAGCUGAAUUUAAGUCAGAGUAAGGCUUCAAUUAUUUAAGUAGGUGUGUUGUUUUCAAAAUAAACCGUUUAAAUAUAAGAGGAAAAAGAGAGUAUAGUUACGUGUAUAUCAAGCUAAGUAAAAGCUAGAGCUUCAUCUAAUAUUUGCGAGUGUGUGUGAAUGGCCGCGCGGAGAGUAGGGUGCUCUAUGACUACUGACAGUGUGUUGAUAUGCUAGAAGUCAGCGGUUUGAACGAAAUUGAAUUAGUGAUAUGAUUAGGCUAGUUACUAGAAUAAAGCUUAUAUUUAAAUACAAUAAAAACAAACACAUAGGAAAAUAAUUUCGCCAGUGUAAUAGCGAGCGACGAAUACCGUUAUGAGUACUGUAUUAAGUACCGAGGCAAUUCUCCAUAGAUAUGUUCAUAAGUGUCUAGUUGUGUGACUACACGCAUACGAGUAUAUAUAUAUAAAUAUAAAUGUAUGUAUAUAUAUAUUAUAGAUAAAUAAAUGUUUUGCAUGCGUUAUGUAUUGUAUACACAUGUAUAGUAUGUAUGUAUAAACCAAACGACCUAAAUCUAUUUCAUAUAAAAAACAAAUUUCAAAUGUGCAAUAAAGCAAAAAAAAAACAAAAAAACACGAACUGUGUAAAUAGUACUGUAUGUAAUUAAAAGCAAUAGCUAAAACAACAACACUUCUUUUUCAUCACUUUCAAUUAUUAUCAUUAGAGGUGUAAUGAGUCAUAUGUGGAUAUUUGUAUUUGAAUAAUCAUUUCAUCAUGGGCAAUUUUCACAACAAUAACAACAAUAGCUAAAGACAAAAAGGAAAUGUAAAUAUUAAAAAAUAAAUAAAACAAAAUACAUAAAUACAAGUAUAUGUGUUUAGGCAGUUACACAUAAGUGCGUAUACACAUACGAGUAUAAGCAUCAAUGUAUUUUAUGUACAUACAUACAUAUGGGUGAGGAAUAAAUAAUGCAACUGCAAAUGCCGAUUACUGUUUGACUUUAGUGCUGACCUGAGUGCGUUUAUUGAACUUCAACAAAAACAAAAACAAAAGCAAAAAAUAAUAAAUAAAUAAAUAAACAAACAAACACAUGUAUAAUGAAAAGGUAAUUAAGCAUUCAUAAAUAAAUUAUUAUAAAAAAUUAUAUAAAUAAAUACUAUUUGUCUCAAAAGCGUACAAAA